This is a messenger RNA of Dendrobium catenatum, 351 nucleotides long. RefSeq lists its product as uncharacterized. Lineage: Eukaryota; Viridiplantae; Streptophyta; Magnoliopsida; Asparagales; Orchidaceae. Bases 1 to 351 code for a protein of 116 amino acids. The record is from RefSeq and is a predicted model, not a curated record. The transcript has 2 exons.
AUGGGUUCAACUUUUGUGGAUGAAGCUGUUAUAAAGAUUAAUCUAAUUAAAGAAAGAUUGAAAGCUGCACAAUAUAGACAACAUAAGUAUUACAAUCAGAAGCACAGAUUUAUGGAAUUUCAGGUUGGUGACUUUGUGUAUGUCAAAGUCAGUCCGAUGAAAGGUGUAAGCAGAUUUGGUAGAAUGAGUAAACUCAGUCCAAGAAAGUGGAUAUCUGAUUCUGACAAGAAAGUGUCUAUUGAUGAGGUUGAGAUUCAGGAGAAUCUACAGUACAAAGAAGAACCGGAGAAAAUUUUGGCCUAUGAUGUACUCAAGUUAAGAAGUAAACAAAUUCCAAUGGUUAAAGUGUAG